AGUUCACAUAUCGUGCCGAACCGCUAAGAUAGUCUACCAAGACUUCGAUCUCCGUCCUGGCCCCACCGUACAGAUGCGUGAUGGAUCGCCGUUGGACACCUUCUUCCUGAUGAAAGAGCUGAGCUGGAGUAAAGCUAGAGAACGGCGUCUGAUGAGAGUCUCAUUGCGGAAGACUCGAUCGGCUCGGCAGCAGAGCCAAUGCACCGUUACACCAUUAUAA
Messenger RNA from Perkinsus marinus ATCC 50983, 220 nucleotides. RefSeq lists its product as hypothetical. The annotation marks the transcript as partial. The record is from RefSeq and is a predicted model, not a curated record. The transcript has a single exon. Lineage: Eukaryota; Perkinsozoa; Perkinsida; Perkinsidae.